This is a messenger RNA of Lodderomyces theae, 1764 nucleotides long. It is a transcript of the gene GAD1, whose product is annotated as glutamate decarboxylase. The transcript has a single exon. Lineage: Eukaryota; Fungi; Ascomycota; Pichiomycetes; Serinales; Debaryomycetaceae. Gene Ontology annotation, cellular component: cytosol. Gene Ontology annotation, biological process: L-glutamate catabolic process. The coding region runs from base 1 to 1764 and encodes 587 amino acids. Gene Ontology annotation, molecular function: pyridoxal phosphate binding; glutamate decarboxylase activity. The record is from RefSeq and is a predicted model, not a curated record.
AUGUUUAGAUUCAAUCGUUUUUCUUCACUUCGGAAACAAUUGACUAGACAAUUCACCAAGUAUCCACCAACAAUGGUCUUGAGUAAACAUAUUGACGCAUACAACUUGGAGUAUGAGCUUUUAAAGGAUACCAAAAAGGUCAAAUUGAGUCCUGACGAAUUCAAUGACGCGUACAAUUCGUCAAAAUUGGCUCCAAGAUAUGUUCUUCCCAAGAAUUCGGCCGAUGAAGCUGAGAUUUACAAGUAUAUGAAUCAGGAUUUGUCCUUGGAUGGGAUCCCCACUUUGAACUUGGCUUCUUUUGUCAACACGUAUGUCAAUGAUUACCAAACGAGAUUGGCUGCCGAGAAUUUGACCAAGAACUUGGCUGAUAAUGACGAGUACCCUUCUUUGAUGGACCUUCAAAAUAGAUGUGUUACCAUGUUGAGUAACUUGUGGCAUGCACCUUACAAGAAAGACCAGAAGACUGGUGCCAAGAUUGUCAAUUCUUUGGGAACCGCAACCACCGGCUCAUCUGAGGCUAUUAUGUUGGCUGGUUUAGCUUUGAAAAAGAGAUGGCAAGAAAAAAGAAAAGCUGAAGGUAAAUCUACUGAAAAUCCAAACAUUUUGAUGGCCACUUGUGCUCAAGUUGCUUUGGAAAAGUUUGCCGUUUAUUUUGAUGUUGAAAAUAGAUUGAUUCCAAUCAACCCCGAAUCGGCUCAUUUGAUCGACACGACCAAGAUUAAGGAAAAUAUUGAUGAAAACACAAUUGGAAUUUUCGUAAUUAUGGGUUCCACCUUCACCGGUGCUUUCGAACCAGUUGAAGAGAUUUCCAAGAUUUUGGACGAAGUUGAAGAGGAGAAAGGAUUGGAUAUUAGAAUUCAUGUUGAUGGUGCAAGUGGUGGAUUCGUCGCUCCAUUUGCUUUCCCACAUUUGAAAUGGGAUUUUGCUAUUGAUCGUGUUGACUCUAUAAACACCUCAGGUCAUAAAUUUGGUUUGACUUCAGUUGGAUUGGGUUGGGUUAUUUGGAAAGAUGAGAGUCUUUUGCCAAAGAACUUGCGUUUUAGUCUUGAUUACUUGGGCGGUGUUGAAGAAACUUUUGGUUUGAAUUUCUCAAGGCCUGGAUUCCCAGUUAUUUUGCAAUACUACAACUUCUUAACAUUGGGUGUUGAAGGGUACACCAAGAUUUUUGAUGCCUGUUUAUCCAAUGCCCGUUUGCUCUCUGAAUACUUGGACAAGACUAGUUAUUUCGAUGUGGUUUCAGUCAUUCAUAAGCCCGCCAGCGAUGCCGACCAAAAGAAGUUACUCACUAGAGAAGUCAAAGACUUGCCUAAACCAACAGUCAAUGAAGAAUUCCAACCUGGUUUGCCAGUUGUUGCUUUCAGAUUCUCCGAGGAGGUCAGAAGAGAUUACCCCGAGAUUCCUCAAGAAUUGUUUUCAACCUUGUUGCGUAAACGUGGUUUCAUUGUUCCAAACUAUCACUUACCACCUGAUGAGACCGAUGUUGAGAUUUUGCGUGUGGUUGUUCGUAACUCUCUUGGAUUGGUCCUUUUGGAGAAAUUGAUUGAAGAUUGUACUGAUAUUGCUGAGUUGUUGAUUAACGCUGCCAAAUCAGUUAGAGAAAUCUUGUCAAACAAGGAAGAAGCUUCCAAACACAACAAAUCUACCAUUCAUGACUUGUUGUUGAGUAUUGCUUCUGGUGGUCUUCAACCACUUAGACAAAAGCAGCAUGAGAAGGACGGACAUAAAGCUGGUGUCGCCAAAAAGUCCUAUCGUGGAACUUGUUAG